Molecule: messenger RNA, 1194 nt
Organism: Dichomitus squalens LYAD-421 SS1
Lineage: Eukaryota; Fungi; Basidiomycota; Agaricomycetes; Polyporales; Polyporaceae
Exons: 3
Coding region: 1-1194 (397 amino acids)
Source: RefSeq, a predicted model, not a curated record
AUGAACGAGCAAGAACAAUUCGAAGGGGAGGCCGUUGACGCGAAUAACGCCAUCGCGGAAUUACUCCGCGAUUACAAGCGUUGGAAAUCCGCCAAGACAAUGACGGUACAUAACUGCCCAUCCCCGUUUACCUCCUUGGACUUGUUGCCGCUGCCCACUUGUCGCCCAAGCCAACCAUGCUGCGGGAUCUUCGCCAUUCCUACAGAGCUUAAGCAGACGGCGUGCAGCCAAAUUGAUAGCGCGAGGGAUAUGGCAAGCCUCAGCCGGACGUGUCGAUUCAUGGCGGAGUUCCUCGAGGACUUCCGCUACCACGAAGUGGCUGUCCGCUCCCCAGCUGGCCUCGCGUCGCUCUGCAGGGGUCUAUCGAGCGUAAAGGUGGACAGGCUUGGCAGGACCAGAGCUGAGAGGUUGCGCGUGCUCACCAUCUCGUGGAUGACCACUGCAUCGCUCCCUCGGACGCGUAGCGACUUGAAUUGGGUCCUGUCUCGCGUUCCUAACGUGAGGCACCUCUCGGUAGACAUUCCCGUGUCCGACCUUGAGGGUAACGCAGCCAUCUCCGUGCCUGUUACAAGACAAAUACCCUUGGAUCACCUGCAAUCUCUCUCCUCCCUCACCACAACAGCGACACUCGUCCGGCGUCUCCGCAGUCCGGUUCCCAGUUUGACGUGCCUUGCCGUCGACAUGGUCUACCCUCUUGACGCCGCUGUCCUCACCGAGAUAUCCCGCACAUUUGGACAGACUCUGGAGAAGCUUCGCCUUGUCCGCGCCUUUCACAACAGGCACUCCUACAGCUGGCAGUCUCCCGCGAGGGUGUGCGAUGCCCUCUUGGCACCAAGGUUAGAGCAUCUGGAAUUAUGGGAUCGUGCGACUAUGGAAGAUACCGGACUCGACUCAACCGACCUCGUUGCGGAUAACUCUCCGCUCCACAUGCACGCCUCCGCUGGUGUCCCAGCGUUGAGAACACUGAUGUGGGCUCCAGCCUGGAGAGGAGCAAGUUCCACGGACACCAAACGGUUCAAGAUCGUGAUGCGGACCUACCGGGCCCACCUCCUGGCGAUAUUGGAGCCGAUUGCGCUGGCCAUCUGCGUCAGCGAUACUCAUGCUUACCUGGCUUGGAGCAAGGAGGAUCGUACGCGGCACAAGGCACCGUCUUUGGUGGAGGUGACCUCGGAGAUGUGGGAGAAGUGCUUAUGA